UCGUCAUAUGCAUCGUCGAUCUGAGCCCUUGUAACAAUAACGGCUAGAUCAUUCCAGGCUGAGAGCGGCUCCAACACAAAAUUCAAAUCCAUUCUUCCCACCCCGCUCCCAAUUUCCAGAUCCCCCGACAAGAGAGGCGCAGAUACCAUCUCCCCACACAACGCACUCACUCAUCUCUCGAGAAGCACACAUCCGAGCAUCGCGACAAUGUCUGCUCGGCUUGAUAAGGAGAAAGGUGUAAAUGUCCAGGUUCUUCUUCGCUGCAGGCCAUUUAGUGAGGAUGAGUUGAGAAACAACGCUCCUCAAGUUGUGACGUGCAAUGAUCACCAGAGGGAGGUAUCGGUUUCACAAAGUAUUGCUGGAAAGCAUAUAGAUAGAGUUUUUAUGUUUGACAAGGUGUUUGGACCUUCGUCUAAGCAAAAAGAUCUCUACGAUCAAGCGAUUAUUCCCAUUGUGAAUGAGGUAUUAGAGGGUUUCAACUGUACAAUAUUUGCCUAUGGUCAAACUGGCACGGGCAAAACUUACACUAUGGAAGGCGAUUGCAAGAGAUCAAAGAGCUCACAAAAUGGAGAUCUACCUGCUGGGGCAGGAGUCAUACCUAGAGCAGUGAAACAAAUUUUUGAUACUCUUGAGAGUCAAAAUGCAGAGUACAGUGUGAAAGUAACUUUUUUGGAGCUGUACAAUGAAGAAAUUACUGACUUGUUAGCUCCUGAGGACUUAUCUAAGGUUGCUUUAGACGACAGGCAGAAAAAACAGUUGCCACUAAUGGAAGAUGGCAAGGGAGGAGUACUUGUGAGAGGCCUCGAAGAGGAAAUUGUCACCAGUGCCAGUGAGAUAUUCACUUUGAUAGAAAGGGGAUCAGCAAAGCGCCGUACUGCAGAAACUCUAUUAAACAAACAGUCAAGUCGAUCACACUCCCUUUUCUCAAUUACAAUACACAUCAAGGAAGCAACUCCUGAAGGCGAAGAACUUAUAAAGUGUGGCAAGCUGAAUUUAGUUGAUUUGGCUGGGUCAGAGAACAUUUCCCGUUCUGGUGCUAGGGAGGGUCGUGCAAGAGAAGCUGGAGAGAUAAAUAAAAGCCUACUUACACUAGGAAGGGUAAUUAGUGCUCUUGUGGAACACUUGGGGCAUGUUCCCUACAGGGACAGCAAGCUGACGAGACUACUCCGAGAUUCACUUGGAGGGAGAACAAAGACAUGCAUUAUUGCCACAGUGUCACCUGCUGUUCAUUGUCUUGAAGAGACCCUGAGCACUCUGGAUUAUGCUCACAGGGCAAAAAAUAUAAAGAAUAAGCCUGAGGUAAACCAAAAAAUGAUGAAGUCAACUCUUAUCAAGGAUCUUUAUGGGGAAAUUGAGCGGCUUAAAUCAGAGGUUUAUGCUGCUCGUGAAAAGAAUGGUGUCUACAUACCAAAGGAGCGAUAUUAUCAGGAGGAGAGUGAGAGAAAGGCAAUGGCAGAUCAGAUUGAAUUGAUGACCAUUACUUUAGAGAACCAGCAGAAGCAAUUUGAGGACUUGCAAGGAAAAUAUGAUGCUGAAAUUCAACGAUGCUUUGAUCUGACCAAUAAAUUAGAUGCUACACAGAAAGACUUGAACCAAACUAGUAAAGUGCUGGGGAAUACAGAGGAAGAACUAGUGCAAUGUCAGUAUGCCCUCAAGGAGCGAGACUUCAUAAUAUCUGAACAGAAAAAAGCUGAAAAUGCACUUGCUCAUCAAGCAUGUGUUUUGCGUGCUGACUUGGAGAAAGCUCUCCAAGACAAUGCCUCACUUUUUCAAAAAAUAGCAAAAGAGGACAAACUAAGUGCUGAUAACAGGUCAGUGGUAAAUGACUUCCAGUCUGAGCUUGGGAAUCAACUUGGUUGUCUUUCCAGCACAGUGAGCACAUCAAUUUCUCAGCAAAAUGAACAGAUCAAAGGUGUAGAAAAAUUCUGCCGUGCUUUUCUUGAAUUACAUGAGAAGUCUAUCUUAGAAGUGAAGAAGAAAGUCAGUGGUUCAAAGUUGUUGUAUAUCUCUCACUUCGAAGCCAUGAAAAAUAUAGUUAAGCUUCACAAGGCUAGCUCCAAUGCUGCUAUUGAUGAUAUAGAUGAUUCGGUAUCUUCAAAUUCACAGUCCAUUAGUGAAUUUUUAGCUACAGAGGCUGUGAAAGCUAACAAAGUCUUCAAAGAUCUAAAUAUUAGUUUGUCAACCCAACAAAGUGAAAUGGCAGAAUUCUCCAGAGAACUUCGUCAGAGGUUUAAUACGAGUACUCAGCAUUUGACGAAGAUCUCAGAGGACAUUCAGGGGUUCCUUGAUAAAAUUAAGUAUAAAUCAAAGAGUCUUGGAGACCAUGCCACUAAGUUUGAAGACAACCAGAUAAAGUCUAUUGCUGAAUUUCAAAGGGCAUUUGAGGAGCAAUCAAAGGCAGACACAGAGAAGCUAAUUGCUGAUAUGAAUUUACUGGUCUCCAAUCAUAUGCUUCGGCAAAGAGAACUGGUUGAUGAACGACUUUUGAGUCUCAAAGACAGUGUUGGUGUAAACAAAUCAGUUUUAGAUGAACAUGUUUGCUCUAUAGAGGGUAUUAAUGCGGAUGCCAAAAGAAAAUGGAAUGAUUUUUUCACUCAAGCUGGGAAUCACACUAAAGAUAAUACUGCUUUCUCUGCUGCUAAGCAUUGUCGAAUGGAAAGUCUCAUGCAGGAGUGUGUAAGCAAUGCUGGAACAGCUUUGGAGGUAUAUCAGACUACACAUGAAUCUGUUAAUGCCAUGAGCAACCAACAUGUCUCAACAGUGCAUUCACUUGUCAGGAAUGUCUGUGAUGGUAACGACAACCAUGUGACUGAGUUUGACUCCACCAGAGUUGCUGCUGAAGAAGAUGUGAAAUUAAAUAGUGAAAAUAUUAUACAACUGUUUGACGGUUUGUCAGAGCAAGAGAAAAGUUCUAUAUCUAGUAUUUUGAGUACUUCCACUGCACAUUCUCAAAUACUAGAUGAACUCCAGAAAGGUUACUCUACACAGUGCACCUCUAUUGAGAAGAAGACAGGUGAAACAUUCCAACAGAAAUACAUGGAUUAUGAGCCUACUGGGAAUACCCCAGUAAGGAGUGAGUCUGAUGUUCCAAGCAAGGGCAAUAUUGAAUCACUGCGGGCAAUGCCAAUGGAAGUUCUUCUCGAAGAGUUUCGGGAAAAUCAUUCAUAUGAUUCUUUUAAAAUGAAGGAACCAAAACAGUCUCUCAUCCCCCGGCUUCCCUUCUCACACAUCAAUAAGUAGGAGUGCCUUAGCCAUGCUGCACGCAUUUGCAUUUCUAUAUUGUUGUAGUUUCAAUGAAUCCCUUCUCGGGAUGGUUAUGUAUAUUGAGAAAAGAGUGAGUUGUACUUAAUGUGCCAUACAGUGUGCGUGUCUAGCAGUCUAGGCCAUAGGGCAUCAUCCGUUGUGUAGUGUCAAAAGGGUUUCUAUGGGAGAUCUGUAUCAUCUUUUUUGUGUGGCCAUUGUUAUGUAACAAAAUGUUUGAAGAUGAAAAAGAUAUUACAUAUUUAUAUCUAUAUAUUUAAUACUACGUACUACGUAAUAUAUUGGGUGUUACCGUGUUACUUGAUUU
Messenger RNA from Cuscuta epithymum, 3568 nucleotides. NCBI's taxonomy places the organism in Eukaryota, Viridiplantae, Streptophyta, Magnoliopsida, Solanales, Convolvulaceae. The record is from the annotation of a GenBank genome assembly.